AUGCAACAUAUAUAUGCAAAUGAUAAUUCAAUACCUCAACAUGAUACAGACUUAUACACGCAAUCGAAUCAUAUUCAUCAACAUCCUAUGCAUCAUCAUUUACAAUAUCAACAUGAAAAUCCUUCUCUUUCACCGCAACAAUCAUCAACAAGUGAUGCAGAUGAAACAUCAACACCUCCACCAUCACUUAAUAGAGGCGGAGUGAAUGUUACUGUAUCUGCUAAAAUAGUUAAGAAAAAAAAACAACCAAAAAAGAAACGUAAAGAUCCUAAUGAACCUCAAAAGCCGGUUUCUCCAUAUGCACUUUUCUUUCGUGAUACACAGAAUGAUAUCAAAAAGAAAUUGGCUAAUCCAUCAUUUGGAGAAAUCUCAAAAGUUGUUGCUCAUAUGUGGGAAAAUAUUGAACCAGAUGUAAAAGAACAAUAUAAACGUAAAGCAGCUGCAGCGAAAAAAGAAUAUCUUAAACAAUUAGCUGCAUAUCGAGCCGUUCAAGUUUCACAUCAAACUCCGAAUAUGCAUCAUAUUCUUGGACAAAAUACAUUAUUAUUUGAUCCGAAUUCUAUGCAAAUUCAAUCAUCUAUUCAACAUCAACAAAAACAAUAUAAUACUGCAGGAAUUGGUGGUGGUGGUGGUGGUGGACCUAUGAUGAGUGAUAAUAAUAAUUUCUUAUCACCUCAUCAUCAUCAUCCUCACCUUGCAUCUUACAAUCAUCAUCACCAUCAUCAUCAUCAUAGUCUUCAACAAUACUGUCCACCUCCUCCUCCUCCGCCUCCUCCUCCAUCAAUUCAACAACAAUUUAAUAAUUAUCAUUAUAUUAAUACAUAUUCUCAAGAUACAGCAAAUGUUUAUAAUCCCGAUUCUCAAAUACAUUUCUCCAAUCAUCCACAUCAUUUUGAUACUCAACAAACAUAUUCUUCAUAUGAUUCAAAUAAUAAUUAUGGCGAUCAACAACAAUAUGGUCUACUUCGACCAGCUAUUGAAUCUGAACUUUAUUCAUCAUAUUAUACCCAAUCAUCAAAUGAUGUUGAACAUCCAACUAUUGAUCAAUCAUCCAUAUCAUCAAUAGCAAAUGAAAAUUUAUUACAUAAUUUAAAUAAUAAUAAUACACCUACGAGUAGUAGUAAUAAUAAUACACCACAUUAUACAGAUUUAACAGCCAUGUCAUCAGCAGCAGCAGCAACAACAAAUAAUGGUAUUGUAGAAAAACAUUAUGAUUUUGUUAGUAGUAUUCAACAUGGAACAACAACAUUGAAUGAAAUUGAAAAUCAUAAUAAAGAAGAUGAUCAAUCAACAUUACCUAUAAGCAAUGAAAAUAAUUUUCAUUGGAAUCAAACAACCUGUCUAGCCACUCAGUGGUGA
Adineta steineri is the source of this 1359-nucleotide messenger RNA. The record is from the annotation of a GenBank genome assembly. Lineage: Eukaryota; Metazoa; Rotifera; Eurotatoria; Adinetida; Adinetidae.